AGUGACUUCCUGUCGGGGCGGUCCCCGCUGACCGCUGGCUCUGCGCGUGGGCGAUCACAUGAUGUUCAUCCAGCUGCAGCUGGCGGCUCAGCAGCUGCACCACCGUCACCUGAUCUCCCCCCCGCGCGCCCCCCCACUCCCACCGGGUCUCCACGGCAACGCCCGCCUGUCCCGCGCCCCCCGCCACCGCCCGCCCCGGCCCCACGCCUUCACCCCCAACUCCCCAACUCGCCCCCUGCCAACCGCAGCACCCCGCCCUCCUCCCCCUGUCCGGAGAGUCCUGCCUCAGGCUCCGCCCCCUCCUCCCCGCCCUCCCGCCAAGCCCGGCGCCUUCAUCGAGAGCUUCGUUAGCCACGCCCCCCGGCGUCUUCUCCGGAACCUUCUCAGGGUCUCCCAGCGUCCCUCGCUCAGCUGCGCUGCCCCGCGCCCGGCGCCCCCCUCCUCCCCGCCCCCCUCCCCCGUCGGGAGCGCCCCCCUGAGCCCCGGCGGCCUGCAGACACCGAGCCACAGCCACAACCACGGCCACAGCCACAACCACGGCCACAGCCACAACCAGAGCCACAGCCACAACCAGAGCCACAGCCACAACCAGAGCCAGAGCUACAGCCACAGCCACAACCAGGGGAGCAGGCCCGCCGGCGAGGGCGUGCGGCAGACGGAGAACCGCGCGACGCGCUGCAAGCUGGAGCGGCUGCAGCUGCUGCUGGAGCAGAGGCGCCUGCGCAGACAGGCCCGUCGCCACGGCAACGCCCCCUACCGCUGGCCGGCCAAUCGCGGCGCGGCGCGGGGCAGCCUGUCGAGCGGCUCCUCCUCCCCCCUGGACCUGGAGUACGACGACGCCGUGUGGAUGCCCGACGUCUCGCCCGACCUGGGCUCCGAGUUCGUCAUGGCUUAACGCCGCGGCCCCUCACAUCCCCUCUCUCUCUGGGACCGGAGGAGGAGAGGAGGAGGAGGAAGGAGAGGAGAGGAGAGGAGGAGGAGGAGGAGGAGGAGGAAGGAGUCUGGACGGAGGGAACAGGGCGAGAAGGAAACGGGUGCGAUGAAUAAGCCUGCUACCCCUGACAACAGGCCACACCCCCCCAGCCCCUCCCCCUCCUCGCGACUCUCCAUUGACCUUUGAACUUUACGCUGUCCUCUCUUUGUUUUUGUUAUUAUUUUUGUAAUGGAGAUAUAACAGUGGGUUGUAUUUCUCUUUUUUUUGUUUUUGGAGUGCGGUGGGGGAAUUGAAUGAUUGAACUGAAACAGACAUUGCUCUGGAUCCUGACCACAGACUAUGGGCUUCAGCGCUGGUUUUCUCUCGCUAAACACAUCUACAUGCUGGACUCAAACAGGACUGUGCAUUCAGGACUGCAGCUGCUGUACCCGUGCAUUCAGGAGUAUAGCUAUUGUAUUUGGGGAAAGCGCCUCUUGUCGGCCACAGUCUACCCUUUACCUCCCAGACAUGGGCUUUUUAGGUUUCUCUCCAAUAUGAAUGAAAUUG
Messenger RNA from Conger conger (European conger), 1480 nucleotides. RefSeq names its product midnolin-like. Lineage: Eukaryota; Metazoa; Chordata; Actinopteri; Anguilliformes; Congridae. Gene Ontology annotation, cellular component: nucleus. The record is from RefSeq and is a predicted model, not a curated record. The transcript has 4 exons. Bases 59 to 895 code for a protein of 278 amino acids.